Messenger RNA from Drosophila persimilis, 2907 nucleotides. RefSeq names its product plexin domain-containing protein 2. The transcript is spliced from 8 exons. The record is from RefSeq and is a predicted model, not a curated record. Bases 75 to 2036 code for a protein of 653 amino acids. Lineage: Eukaryota; Metazoa; Arthropoda; Insecta; Diptera; Drosophilidae.
CAUAUUGUCAAAAUAAAAAAUAUAAAUCAAUAUUCGACCUAUCAAUAUAUAUUCAACGUUGCAACGGGGUAAAGAUGGCGAAAAGUUUCGGUAGUGCGUGCGCGCAAAUUGCAAUUCUCCUUGCGAUAUUCGGUGCAAUUGAGAUAACGUCGGCCAGGUCCAAUCCAGAUGCUUACUAUCCCCUCGACAUGAAGCUCACAUUCAUCAAUGCCCACGAUGUGGUUCGACUGCCAGCGGCGGAAGAUCAAGCAGGGAGUCGUCAGAAGCGUGCGGCGCCCGAUGCGGCAGCGGCAGCGGCAGACUCGGCGGCGGCGCCGGCCGGCAUAACGCCGGAUGCAAAGAGUCAGUACCAAAGCGUAAAUGGGAAUGCCAGCGCUGUGGCCGGUGGCACGGAGACCACGGUUACCACCGUCGACAGCAAGACGGGUGUGGGAGAACCGGGUGGCAGUGUCUCGUACAAUGUACACAAUUUGGGCGUCAAUGGCACCGGACAGCGAAAGGAUUAUAGUGUACAGAAUGCCGAUGGAUCUGCGAACCCAACGGCAACCACCACCAUCAAUGUGGCGGCCAAGAAGCCCACCCAGCUGCUGGGCAACCAAUCGCAGUAUCCCAAAAAGGUGGCCGCCUCCGCGCCGAUUGUGCCACUGCAGAUGCCGCUGCCUGCUGGGGUAGCCACCUCAACGGACCGCAUCAACGUGGACCAGUGGACGGAUGUGGAUGUCUCGGAUGUGGAUGUCGCCGAGGAGGUGAUCAACAAGGGCAUCAGCAGCGAGAGCCUAAACCGCACGGAGGACCAUCACGAGUACUACAACAGUACUCUGUAUAUCAACAAGGCGGAGGCCGCAGCACUGUGGUCCCAGCUGCGUACCGUGCCCGAGAACAGCAUGCUGUCCUCGUCGCAUCGUCGUGCCAUGACCGUGGAGCUGCAGUUUGAUUUCCCCUUCUAUGGUCACUAUGUGCGCAACAUAACCGUUGCCACCGGCGGUUUCCUCUACACCGGCGAGUAUGUCCACUCCUGGCUGGCGGCCACGCAAUAUAUUGCCCCCCUGAUGGCCAAUUUCGAUACGAGCAUGGCCCUGGAUUCGGUUGUCCGUCUGCACGAUAAUGGUACCGCCUUUACGGCCGUCUGGGAGAACGUGACGCUUCAGGAUAAGCCCGACUAUGGAAAGUUCACGUUCAGCGUCACCCUCCAUCAGAACGGGGACAUUGUGUUUGGAUAUUUCCAGGUGCCCACGCAAAUCAACACGAUCCAGGACAAUCAGCAUCCGGUUAAGGUGGGCCUCUCGGAUGCCUACAUCAUUGACAAGCAUCUCUACUUUGCCCGUCGAAAGACCAUCUACGAGUAUCACCGCGUGACCUUCCAGCAAAAGGAGAUCACCAAUGCUACCGUUAUCAAGCUGACGGCCCUGCCCACCUGCCUGGGCUACAAUGAUUGCCAGGCGUGCAUUAACCAUAACACAACUUUUGCCUGCUCCUGGUGCCCGGCGCUGAAUCGCUGCUCCACGGGUACCGAUCGCAAGAAGCACGAAUGGAUUCAAAAGGGCUGCGACACAGCUGCCAUUCAUGAUGUUGGCACUUGUCCGGUUCUCGGCACGAAGGGCAACAACGCCGGCCAGGAGAAGACCGGCACUGCGAGCAGUAGCGGCAGUGGCAACUCGUCCACCGCCUCGCCCGCCAGUUCUGCGGCAACAGAGCCAACGCUGAGCAGCACGCGAGCUCCGCGAGCAACUGCCCAAACCAAGACAGUCGCCGAUGCAAGCAGCAGCAGAAGUCCGGCGGACGGCAAGCUCUUGAAUGCCGACGAGCUUUCUCAGGCGCAGGGCGACAACAAGAGCGUGGGCAUGGCAUUUGGCUUCAUGGUGCCCAUCUGCAUGGUGUUCGCCGUGACGCUGUGGCUCUUCUAUGCGUACCGCAAUCCGCACACGAAGAGCGGCCAACUUUUAAUUCAGUCCAAGCAUUUGCAUCAGUUCCGUCCCAGCCAGUGGUCUUGGAGGCGCGGCGAGGCGCGCUAUACGGCAGCCACGAUACACAUGUAAAGAGUACCAGAGAUAUCCAGAGAGAUGAUGGAGCGACAGAGAGAGAGAGAGAGAGAUGAGAUCGCCUAAGAGAGAGAGAAAGAGAGUUGCAGCAAAAACGACAGAAAUUUUGAUAGAAAACCGGAGACCGAAAUCCCCCUCCACCCCGCAAAUAUCAAUCCUCAAACAACAAACAAUUUGGAAAUUGAUUAUUCUAUUGAUCACAGGAAAAGACAAACGGAAUAAUUAGUACUGAUGUUAAAGAUUUUUCGACAGACACAAAAAAUAAUGUAAGGCAAGGCAAAAGCAAGACAGAAACGGAUACAAAAUUAAGAAGCCCCCACCACCCAAAUCACAAUCCCUAACCCCUAACCUCCAACCGAAUUGCUCAAAAAAGACGACUAGCAACAGCAUGAAGUGAUCCUUUAGUGUUUUCUUUGGUUCUGUUUUUAGCCCCAUCCUCCUUAGCUAUCCCCAAAAGCCAAGACCCAAGUCCUCCCCAAGAUCCCAGCACAUACUUGUACGAACUCCAACAAAACACAAACACACACACACACACACACAAAACCAAACACACACACACACACACAGGGCAAAGUGCUUUCAAUUGUUUUCCUAGUUCAAUUUUUUUUAGGUCUCUUAUUAUAUGUUUUAUUUAAUACUUUUUUAACCCUAAAGAAAGGAAACCAAACGAUCAAUGGAGUGAUAUCAGAGAUCGAGGGCAGAGUUUUAUAUAUAUUGUAUAUUUGUUUGUGCCGCAGCGUCCUCCACAGACAGCGUUCCUUCACAAUUUGUGUAAUCGGAUUUCGUUAGUUUCUUUAAAAAGAGAUGUUUCUAAAGUGUGUGUUUUAGUAGUGGCUUGGCGAUGAGGAUAAAAUGAAUCGCGCAGGAU